AUGAAGCUCUUCGUGGCUGUGCUUCUUGUGCUCGGCAGUGCAAAUGCUGCUCAGAACGGUCUUGACUUUAUUCAAUCGGUCACACAAUCCACGUUCACUUGCCUCAAAAACGCCGGAAUCACUUUUGUGAUCCCGCGAGUUUACCGAAGUGUCGGAAGCAUUGACUCGACCGGAAUCGCCAAUGUGAAGAACGCGAGAGCAGGUUAGUCAGGGAGUACUGUAUGUUGAGAGACCAUUGAUUGCAGCCGGAAUCACCACCGUCGACGGCUACCUCUUCCCGUGCCUGGCCUCUCACUGCGACACUGCCGCCAACCAAGUCAAGGCCGCCGUGGCUGGAUUGACUGCUCAAGGUACCAAAGUGGACACCCUCUGGCUGGACAUCGAAAGACUCGCGUGGCCCGCCGAUCACACCAGCAACCGCGCGUUCAUCGAGGCGAUGGUCGCGGAGGCGAAGACUCUCGGCCAGACUGUCGGAAUCUACAGUAACUACUACAACUGGCAAGACAUUGUCGGAUUGGACUACACCGGACAGUCGAGUCUGCCGCUCUGGUGGGCCGAGUACGACGGAAUCAAGGACUUCACCAAGUACAAGGCGUUCGGUGGAUGGACGACGCCGAAGAUCCACCAGUGGCACGAUUCGACGACCUCCUCGUGCAGUGUCAGCGCCGAUUUGAACUACAUUCCGUAAGAUAUGAUCGUGAUUGCGUGCUCUGUACAAAUUGACAAAUAAAUUACGUGCCAUCAUUGACCCGCUCUUGAUUUGAAUUGAUGACGUCGUGGGCACUCCCUCCACUCAACCUUGAAUCUCUCAAAUGACCUCAAUCUAAUCGAAGGGUAACUUGGCACGCACAAUCCUUCCAAACCGUUCAUCAUGCAACAUCUUUUUCCGAUUCUCUGCUUAUUUCCAUUGAUCUCUUGCUCCGGAUAUCUCGAAUUGCACCUUCAGAGCCCUUUCAAACAGACUGCCACAAUCAACAUUUCCUCAUCGGUGAAAACUGAAAAAGCCGUGAUCAUUCCUGUUAUUCUAAACCCUGGAAAACCGUUUAAUGUGACCAGAACUCGCGUGAAUUUCGAUCGGAUCUACAAUAUAACCAUCAAGUGUGGAGAAUCUGAAGAGGAAGGUCAGUGUGACCUCAUUCUCCCGGGCACUAUUUAAUGUACUUUAAGGUCUCACUGAAACCACAAUCGUUUCCUCGCUCACUCCGCAAAUCGGUCUCACUCCGCAAAUCGGCCGAAAUGCGAUUUUUUCUGCGAUUCCAAAACAUCAAAUAAAAAUGGGAAAGUGUGCAAUUUCGAAGGGAAAGAAGCGUGCCCGGGCGGCAAAACUGGCGAGAAAUGCGAGAAAAGUCAGUCCCCCAAUCCUCUUUCGUUCAUAUUUUUAUGUUCAGCAUUGGCCCAGAAGGCAUGUGGUUGCCUGAACGACGGAAAGUGCAUCGAUUCGCUCCCGAAGCCAAUUUGUGAAUGUCGAAAGGAAUUCAGUGGGGAGAAGUGUGAAAAGAAACAGAAAUCUGCGUCUCUUACGUCGCAUUAUAAAGGAGAUUUCUGGAACUUUCGGAUGACAUUUUGGCAGAUGAUAUUCUCGAAUUUAGUGGAGAAUAAGCUGGCAGAAGUGAAGCGAUCGGAGGCAUGGGAAACGAUUAACAAGAUUCUCGGAUCGAGCUCCGAUACUCCAUUCAACGGACGUCCAAAUGGAACAUCUUCUUUUCCGGUAACCGGAUCGGUUGAUCUGAGCUCGAUCUCUGAACAAUAA
Messenger RNA from Caenorhabditis sp. 36 PRJEB53466, 1750 nucleotides. Lineage: Eukaryota; Metazoa; Nematoda; Chromadorea; Rhabditida; Rhabditidae. The record is from the annotation of a GenBank genome assembly.